AUGCAGGCUUCGAAGGGCAAAUCAUUCGUUGCGGCCACGCCCGAUACUCUCCAUGGUCGUCUCUCCUUCUCGCAUCUGAAGGAAGGGCAAAUUCUGGAAGCAUGCUCCAAGGCCGAUAUCGAGGGUCUGAAGAUGCUGGCAGAGUCAAGGGGUGGCUUCCUCAACGAUGGCCUCAGACGCAAAGCCUGGCCCAUCCUUCUCGGAUAUCCUACUGAAUACAAUGGCGAGGCUUCAUACUUGAAGCUCAGAUCCGUGCUCCUCUAG
This is a messenger RNA of Parascedosporium putredinis, 264 nucleotides long. NCBI's taxonomy places the organism in Eukaryota, Fungi, Ascomycota, Sordariomycetes, Microascales, Microascaceae. The record is from the annotation of a GenBank genome assembly.